AUGGAAAACAUUAAAGAAGCUGGUCAUGCUGUUUCAGAAAAAGUAAAAGAAGUAUCAAGUGGUGCUUCAUAUCAAGCAAAUAAAGAAGCAGCUAAAAAUGAUAAUUUAUCAGCAGGUAGCCGAAUAAGUCAUGGUGUUGAUGCAGUUAAAGACAAAAUCGAUGAAAAGGGUCAUGAAGCAAAUAAAGAAGUACACAAAGAAGCUGCUCAAGAGAAAGGUGUCAUUGGUCAAAUUGGUGAUACUAUCUCACAUGCUUAUAAUUAUGUUGCUGAGAAAGUUUCUGAAGUAACCAGUGGUGCAUCAUAUGAAGCUAAUAAAGAAAAAGUAAAAGAUUCGGAUAAUACCGUUGGUGAACGUGUUGGAGCUGGUUUUUCAGCAGUGGGUGAUAAAAUUGAAGAAAAAUCUCACGAAGCUAAAGCUAAAGCACACAAAGAAGCUUUAUAA
Messenger RNA from Rotaria sp. Silwood1, 444 nucleotides. The record is from the annotation of a GenBank genome assembly. NCBI's taxonomy places the organism in Eukaryota, Metazoa, Rotifera, Eurotatoria, Philodinida, Philodinidae.